AUGGCGGACAACAAGUCGGACAGCGGCAACUUCAGCACGGCACCCGGUGGCCGACAGCACCAAGCCGAUACAGACUCUGACGACGGCUACGAUGAUGGCACCGUCAACAACGUGGCAAAGCAGCUUCCCGCGCCAGGCCUCCAACCCAUGCAACCUGGUCUUCUCGACAAUCGAACCAAUCCACGAGCCGUUCGCGGCCUGACGAAGGAAGAGGUCAAAGAAGUGUCGGGAAGCUUGAAGAUUCACGUGAAGCUUAACCUUGAGGUGGACUUGAGGGUCCAAGCCUCCUUGAAUGGAGACAUUGUGAUUGGCAUACUCUGA
Molecule: messenger RNA, 321 nt
Organism: Exophiala spinifera
Lineage: Eukaryota; Fungi; Ascomycota; Eurotiomycetes; Chaetothyriales; Herpotrichiellaceae
Exons: 2
Coding region: 1-321 (106 amino acids)
Source: RefSeq, a predicted model, not a curated record